Messenger RNA from Trichogramma pretiosum, 2225 nucleotides. RefSeq names its product sphingomyelin synthase-related 1 (gene SMSr). Lineage: Eukaryota; Metazoa; Arthropoda; Insecta; Hymenoptera; Trichogrammatidae. Gene Ontology annotation, biological process: ceramide biosynthetic process. The record is from RefSeq and is a predicted model, not a curated record. The transcript has 6 exons. Gene Ontology annotation, molecular function: sphingomyelin synthase activity; protein binding; ceramide cholinephosphotransferase activity. Bases 374 to 1756 code for a protein of 460 amino acids. Gene Ontology annotation, cellular component: endoplasmic reticulum membrane; Golgi membrane.
AGGCGAUACGCGAGUCAGCUCUGAGCUCUCAUGUACCGUUUAUUCGGUAUUUCGGUAUUCAAUGCUCAGUUCGAGCGAACGCGCGAUUGCGAUGAGUAAUUGCUUACUAGUAAGUAGUACGUAAAGGCUUCAUACAUAUACAGUCUGCAGUGUGUGCUAUACGACAAAGGCGUAAAAUGCUCGUUGAUCGCCUUCGACGACGCUCGUUUAAAAAGCAGCUAGCCCGAUAGCUUCGAUAGAUAUUACGAGUUUUUGGAGUUCUAAGCCUCUGGCAGUCGCGUCGAGUGCCUCGCAGUAUGCUAACAUGAAUCCCGCGAGUUCAACAAUCUGCAGUCUUCGAAAUUUAUAGCCUUUUUUCCACCGUUACAAUCUAAUGACAAUCUGCACAGAAUUUCAAAAUAUGGAAGAUCAUAAACAAGCUGCUCGGGCAAAAAUGAGGCCAAAAAAUGUAAUUGAUUGGAGUGUACGAGAUGUUGAAAGUUGGUUAUUACAAUCUGGUCAUACUCAUGCAGUUGAGCAAUUUAAAGUUCACGACAUUGAUGGCAAGGCUUUAUUGAUAUUAAAGGAAGAUGAUUUAAAUAGAAUGGACAUUUUUGGAAUCGGAAAGACAAAGAGGCUAAUUAUCAGUAUUAAACAAUUACAAAAAGAUAACGUAUCUCAAUUAAUUGAACUAGGAUAUUUAGAAAUACUCCAUACACCAAUAUCAUAUUCUUCCAGAAAUAAUGAUGUCAUAACUUUUAGUGGUGGAACUGUAGAUAGUUCUAUUGAUCAGGAAUUUUAUUCUGCAUCUGUAUCAGAAAAUGGUACUGCUUCUCAUUUACCUCCAGAAAUUUGGAAGGCUUUCAUAAGCUUAGGAUAUUUGUUCAUUGUCACAUGGAUCACUGCUUUUGUAAUGGUAAUAGUUCAUGACAGGGUACCUGAUAUGAAAAAAUAUCCACCACUACCGGAUAUAUUCUUAGAUAAUGUGCCACAUAUACCAUGGGCAUUUGAUAUGUGUGAAGUAACAGGAACCCUCUUAUUUGCUCUGUGGUUGCUAGUAUUAAUUUUUCACAAAUACAGAUUCAUUUUAUUGAGAAGGUUCUUUGCGCUCUCUGGUACAGUUUUUCUAUUAAGAUGCGUCACGAUGUUGAUUACGUCACUCUCAGUUCCUGGUGCACAUUUACAAUGUAAGCCAAGAAAUGUGUAUACACCAGAUUCUGUGAGUUUUUACAAUGAACUUUACAAUAAAAUAGAGAUGGCUUAUGUGAUUUGGCGUGGGGCUGGAAUGUCUAUCCAAGGAGUUAGAACUUGUGGUGAUUACAUGUUCAGUGGGCACACGGUAGCACUAACGAUGCUAAAUUUUUUUAUAACAGAGUAUACUCCAAGGCAAUUUUAUUUCGUUCACACUUUCACAUGGAUGUUGAAUAUGUUUGGCAUAUUUUUCAUUCUUGCAGCUCAUGAACACUAUUCCAUCGAUGUUUUUGUUGCAUUUUAUAUCACGUCCAGGUUAUUUUUGUAUUAUCAUACAUUAGCCAACAAUCAAGCUUUGAUGCAAAGGGAUUCGAAUAGAACAAGAAUUUGGUUUCCUUUGUUUAGCUUCUUUGAAUCAUCUGUAGAUGGUAUCGUACCAAAUGAAUAUGAGUCGCCUUCAGUCAUAAUUUGUAAUUUAGUUAAAUCUCUCAAAGACUGUGGUAAUCACUUACGAAAAUGUACAUAUAUAUUGAAAUUAGAAAAAAAUUCCAACGGUAAUGUUAGUAGCAAGAAAAAAAAUCAUUAAAAAAAUCGGAUACCAAAAUUGUUCAUAGUUUAAACUAUUCAUUUAGUUUUUUUGUAAUUAAAUUGUUGAAAUCUACAAUAUUAUGUUAAUUUUGACAAACAGUUUGGUCUGAUUUUAAAAAUAGUUUUGAUUAGUGGUGUAAAAAUUCAAAAAAGCAUAUUUUUUGUGUAAAAAAUUAAUAUGUAUAUUAUCCUCGUCAUGUGAUAAAUGUUUGACUUACUAAACUGUCUUGAAAUUUCAAUCAAAACAGUUUAUUAAAGACUUGAAACCCGUAAUUAUUUUAAUAGGUCACAAACAUUAUUCUCGACGAAAACACAAAAUUAUGAUAAACCGUCCUUAGUGGCAAAACUCAUUUUGUAUUCAUAUUCAUUCAACUGCACGUAACUUUGGAACUAUACAAAAAAGUUUGAUACUCAGAUAUAAUAUUUUAGUCAAAGUCGUACAAUAAAUCUUAUUGUUAUAUUUUUUA